Molecule: messenger RNA, 1242 nt
Organism: Dicentrarchus labrax (European seabass)
Lineage: Eukaryota; Metazoa; Chordata; Actinopteri; Moronidae
Gene: tmem101
Product: transmembrane protein 101
Exons: 4
Coding region: 54-821 (255 amino acids)
Biological process (GO): positive regulation of canonical NF-kappaB signal transduction
Source: RefSeq, a predicted model, not a curated record
AAGUCAUUUGAGCAACCGCAGCGUUGUCGGAGGAUAGGCGUCCCACAGCAGCAAUGGCAGCUCCCAGUAGGAAACAGACGUUCAGGUUUCUCAGCCAGUUGGGAGCGUUUAUUUUAACCCGGUUCGGGUUUUGGAACUGCUUCAGCAUGUUGAUGCUGUUUGCCGAACGAGCGGACUCUAAAAGGAAGCCAGACAUCCAUGUACCAUACCUGUAUGUGGACAUGGGGGCAGCAGUGCUCUGCGCCAGCUUCAUGUCAUUUGGGGUGAAGAGGAGGUGGUUUGCAAUGGCCACUGCCAUACAACUGGUCGUCAGCACUUACGCGGCGUAUAUUGGAGAGCAGGUGUACUACGGGGACUGGCUUAAGGUACGAAUGUAUUCCAGAGUGCUGGCCAUUAUCGGAGGCUUCAUGGUUCUGGCGAGUGGGGCGGGAGAGGUAUACAGACAGAAACCUCGCAGCAGAUCCCUGCAGUCUACUGGACAGGUUUUCCUGGGAGUGUACCUCAUCUGCAUGGUGUACUCCCUCCAGCACAGCAAAGAGGACAGGCAGGCCUAUCUAAACCACAUCGUGGGAGGAGAGAUCACGCUGAUGCUGCUGGAGGUGCUGUUCGGGGUGCUGGCCUUGGCCUUCCUGUCCGGCUGCUACAUCCGCCUGGCCGCACAGAUCCUGGCCACCGUCCUGCCUCUGGUGAUCCUGCUCAUCGACGGCAACCUGGGCUACUGGCACCACACCCGCAAGGUGGAGUUCUGGAACCAGAUGAAGCUGAUUGGACAUAACGUGGGCAUCUUCGGCGCUGUGUUGAUCCUGGCCACCGACGGUUGAACCCUUGCGCUCUCACAGAGAACUUUUUACAGACCGAGGUGUCUGCGCAGGAUGAGACUGAUGGCCUUCACGUCACAGCCCGACUUUGUACUGAAAGCUGCCGUUGCUCGGUGACCUCUCAGGAUAUUAAACACUCCAAGCUGAGACUGUUUGAUGUAAGCAGCGUCGAUUGUCUUUACCUACCAGUUGGUAACUUUUGCAAGAAAAAGAACACAACACGAGCUUCCUUUUUAGCAAUUUAAUAAUUUAUUCAGAUUCGUGUUUACAUUUUGUUGCGCUCUGAAACAUGACACUGAGUAUAAGUACUUUAUACCUACAGGAGGAAUACCUUUUACUCCAAAAAUUAUAGUCUUAAAUGAUUUGAUAAUAUUUUACAGUAUAUGGUUUAAAUAUUUUGCAAAUAAAGGGAAAAUUUAACUUA